This is a messenger RNA of Paramecium sonneborni, 333 nucleotides long. The record is from the annotation of a GenBank genome assembly. NCBI's taxonomy places the organism in Eukaryota, Ciliophora, Oligohymenophorea, Peniculida, Parameciidae.
AUGAAAUUAGAAGAAUAAUUUAAGUUUGAUUGCAAAGUUGGAAAUCAUUAUUUAAUUUGUGAAAAACUUAAUCUAAAGGCUGAAGUUUAUGUUUUUAACACCUAAUAUGAUAGAGAAAAAUAUUAAGUCUAGGAAGAAGAAUUCAAUGCUACAAAAUCAGAAUAAUAAUAUGAUAGUGAAGAUAUUUCUAAUGAAAAUGACGAAAUUUUGAGUGAAGAAAUAGGAAUUUUACCUUAAAGAAAGAAGAAACUAUUAAAAUGGUCAACUCCUGAAACAUCCUCCACUCCACUCAUUAUUCGAAGAUAGAAAAUUAAUCGACUACUUAUGAUAUGA